AUGCCUCCCGACGCGCUCAAGUACAGGAUCCCUCUGACCAUCGCGCAAGCGCAGAACGCAGGGGCGCUCGACGACUUGCUUCGCUUCAUGAUCGUCGGCAAGAAUCUCGAGAACUUUAGCUGGGACGCGUUACCCAAGGCCGUUCGGAACGCGAAGACAUUCUCUUUCGAAGGCCUACUCAAAAUAGUCAGAGCGGAGCAGGGCCCAAAAGCUCAGCUUGCUGAAAUAGUCGAUGGAGUGCAGACCCAUCUUCGGGCCACCGACUCCUCAGCAAGAGGCACCACAGCAAGCUCGAACGAGAACGUACCGAGACCUAUCGCGGAUGCGCUCUUUGCGGCAUGGAAGCCUCGGAUAAAGGAUGACUGGGUCUUCAUGUUCCCUGUGGACCGCGAUCCAGACUCAACCUCGGUCUCGCGCGCGACCUGCGAUACCAGAGUCACGGCUGCCUGCAAUAUCGCGCUCAAGACUGCCUCCCAAAGAUUGAAGGCUCUCGACAUCGUGACUUUCGAGAUCGACCCGCGUACAUCUUACGCGGACUAUAUCGAGGCGGGGAUCGAUCCGGACGUGUUACUCCAGGAGGAGAAGUUCGCGCCGUGGCGCAUGGUCCUGGGUCCGGGUACGGCGAUAAGGAAAGCCUGUCCAGCCUGCUGGAAUACCCGUACUGAUACUUUGGAGGCGGUAUCGGCAUUCACAUCCCCCACUGUUCUGUGCGAGUCAUUGGACCUAUACGAGGAGCUCUUUGCGCUAUGUGGUACCUGGACAUCGUCCCAGACCUGCCCACAUCCUCGGCAUGAAGAGCGUACCCGGUCGAAAAGCGGGCGCCGAGCCCCACGCGGAAGUCUCGUAUCCGUCACCGACAUCACCGGGUUCGCCCAAAAUUUUCGUCCCCCACCCAGUCCACCUUCUAGCCGAGACCCGUCCACCGGCCCAAUGGACGUCGACGCCGAAGCCGGCCCAUCCUACUCAUCCGAAACCCAUUCCCAGACCACACUCCCACUCCCCCGCCUCAUCCUAAAAUUUCCCGCGCCUUUCCGACCCAAACCAGUCCGAACCCGUAAACUCGACCCAGCCGCCCACCGCCAGAUCAUCCAUGCCCGAGUCAUCAUCAAGGCCCGGAGGUUGACGCGGGAUCUGCGCGAAGAGGUCGCGGACGUGCGGCAGCAGUCGGAGUUGGUUCACCUCGAACUGGAACGGAGCAAGGCCGAGACCCAGCUCGUCCAGGCGCAACGUUCUCAGGCGACAGCUCAGCUGAACAAAGCGCAGGCCACCAUGGAGCAGUACAAUACUGUCAUGCUGGCCUGGCGAAAGCUGAGGGAGGAUACCUUGGCCCAGGUGGCGGAGACGGAAGUGGCACUGCGGAAGGAGAUCGAGGAUCGUCACGCGGAUGCCGCAUUGGCCGAGGCAGGACAAACGCGCUUGGCGGAGCAGGUCCAGAUCCUUGAGGAGCAGCUCCGGCAGGCCGAGGAGCGCGCAAAGGAGGUGGUGGGGCCAAAUCAGGCCGAGGUGGACGCCCAGAUGGAAGAGUUGCGGUCGAAACACGUCGAAGCGCUCGAAGCGGGACGGCGGAACAAGGACCGGCAAGCAAGUCGAAUACGGACAUUGAACGACCGGAUCGACAAGCUAGAGGCGGCGGAGAGGGAGCUGGCUGCUCUCAAGCAGGCGGCUGGUGAUAGCGCCAAGACCGCUACGGAGAUCCGAGAGGAGCUCGAAUCCGCCAAGACGAGGGAGACUGCGCUUCUCACCCGCAUUUCUCUACACAGCGGGGAGAAGAGGGCGAUUCGGAAGGAGGCCGAGGAUAAACUGUCCUCAGUACGCCUUGAACAUGAGCUCGCUUUGCAAGCGGCACAGCAAAAUACGGCGGCGCAGCUCGAACGGGAUCGGCAGCUCAGCGACCAGGUGGCCACCCUUAACACUCAACUCACAAAUAUGAAAACCCACUACGAAACCCAGCUCUGGCUGCAGGACCAAGCUGCCCUUCAGUCGAUCGGCGCUUUUCAGGCGGACAACGAGGUGCUGCGGGCAAAGAUUGCAUCAGCUGGGGCUAGCGAUGCGGCGGAAAUCCAGGAGGCUCGUGCGAGGAUAAAGGACCUAGAGGCGGAGCUGGACGACAUGUGGGCCAAGCACCGACAAAAUCAGUCGGAGCUGGGCCGUCUGCAGCGGCAGAGCCAGAAGCCCGCAGCGCAGGGCGGACCCACGUCGGGAGAGGUGCAAGUGUCCAGGCAGGCGAUGAUUUUCAAUGCCAAGCAAGGAACUCACGCCGACGGUCUGGCUGUCGGUAUCCCUGUCAUCCAGUCAGGGUGGCCAACUCCCAUCCCCACUCCGCCGGCAACGGCCAUACCGAGCAGCACGCAGCAAUACGCAUAUGCCAAACCCACCUGGGCGGCGAUGCCGGGCGCCAGCCAGGUACAGGUUCAGCCACAGCCGCAGCCUCGGUCAACUCCUCAGGCCAAGGCUCCGCCAAAAUCGCAGAAUCAGCAGCUUACUUGGGUUCAAGUGAGCCCAGCCCCUAAGGCGGUCAAGGUGGAACAGCCAUAG
Messenger RNA from Dioszegia hungarica, 2535 nucleotides. RefSeq lists its product as uncharacterized. The transcript has 8 exons. Lineage: Eukaryota; Fungi; Basidiomycota; Tremellomycetes; Tremellales; Bulleribasidiaceae. The record is from RefSeq and is a predicted model, not a curated record. The coding region runs from base 1 to 2535 and encodes 844 amino acids.